Drosophila subobscura is the source of this 2152-nucleotide messenger RNA. RefSeq names its product gamma-tubulin complex component 4 homolog (gene Grip75). NCBI's taxonomy places the organism in Eukaryota, Metazoa, Arthropoda, Insecta, Diptera, Drosophilidae. Gene Ontology annotation, biological process: microtubule nucleation; meiotic cell cycle; spindle assembly. The transcript has 8 exons. The record is from RefSeq and is a predicted model, not a curated record. Gene Ontology annotation, cellular component: gamma-tubulin complex; equatorial microtubule organizing center; centrosome. Gene Ontology annotation, molecular function: gamma-tubulin binding; microtubule minus-end binding. Bases 67 to 2052 code for a protein of 661 amino acids.
GAUAUAUUUGAUAUAUCGAAAUUUUACAUUAGCCGGAUAGCUGAUAAUAAUUAGCAAAGCACAACAAUGAUCCACGAUUUGUUAUUAUCCUGCUUAACUCAAACUAAGAAAGGAAUUGGAAUAAAGACUUUUUUGGACAACAACACCAUUGACCACUUUAUCCAUCCUUGCGAGAGAGAACUAUUUCAAGAAAUUUUGAAUGUAAUUAAUGUUCUUCACGAAGUUGUUCAGUUCACACUUUUAUUGAGAUUAAAUGAAGAUGAACGGUGUAAAAAAUCAUUUAAUGAAGAUCACAACAUUGAAGAUCUUCCACACGGCUUUUACUUGAUCAAUUUUGGCAAAGGCGUCGAGGCAGCGCUUGAAGAAUAUUAUGAGGAAAUCACACAGCUUGAAACAUUUUGCUCAAAGAAUAAACCCAACUCGCUUGCAUUUGUUCACGAUGCUUUGCAGGCAAAGCUCCCAAUUCUACUUUUUUUGAAGAAACUUAUUUUCGAAAUACAAGUGAAAAAACUGCACGGGUGCACCAUGCUUCAUAGCCUACAUCAACAUUCCGAGCAUGGAGACUUUCAACUGGAAAGAAUUACAAAAAUAGUCAUGAAGCCAGUCAAAUUUUCGUUUUUCUCAAGUCUGGCUCACUGGCUAAUUUUUGGGGUGAUCGACGAUGUCUUUUCCGAGUUUUUUAUUAAAUUCUCUCCACAAGAUGAUUCCUCCCUGAAUGGCUCUUGCUCCAAAUCAUCAGUAAAUAAUACCCGUCUGAACGCAGGUGGAAAUUGUGAGGACUACAUAUGGCAAUAUGAAAUCAAUUUGAGUCAACUGCCAGGAUUUCUUUCUACUAUUGUGGCUGAGAAAGUUCUAUUCGUUGGGCAAACAGUUCUGGUUUUUAAAAUGGGACGAAGCUUUCAAAGAAAAAAUAAGAACGAUCACUGGGAAAAUAAACGUUCUGAUAGUUCGGGCGAUGACAUUUACAACCUGUGGAAUGGCAAAGAAUCUGAGUUCCUUGAAAUGGUAAAGGAUCUUAACAAUGAUGAAGAAAUAGAUGUUUUUCAUAUCGAAAGCGUUGUUAAUGACAUUAAGAAAUACGUCAGCAUGCGUUUGACAGAGAUAGCCCUAAACGAGGUUGACUUAGAACGCCAAAUGGGAUUAAUUAAAGAUUUCUAUUUGUUAGGGCGCGGAGAGUUUUACUUAGAGUUUUUAUCUCAGCUCAACCGCGCUUCAGAUGUCUAUUGUGACUCCAGCUCAAAAAAUUACACCAGAUCUUUUGAGCUUGCCGCAACUGUCAUGGGAAUUACUGAUGAUUUGGAAAAUUUCUCACUUAGUGUUCCGAAAACUAUCGGGGAGUCAGAUGAACACUGCGAUUUUCGAAUCUUUGAAAAUCUUCAUUUAAAAUAUAUAUACGAAUGGCCAUUGAAUCUUUUGUUUUCGCCAAAGGCAAUUGAGCGAUAUAAUCAGAUAUUUCGAUUCUUAUUGACAAUAAGAAAACUUCAGUACGAUCUGCAACAAGUUUGGACAACACAGACAUUGGCAGCCAAAUCGAAGUCUGGACACAUAAACAUGCGAAUGAUGAAUCUCCUCAAUCAACUGAUGUUCUUUUUGAAUAAUAUGCAGUAUUACAUUCAAGUGGAUGUACUUGAAAGUCAGUUCAGUAUUUUGAUAAAUGCCAUUAGGAACAAAGCAGAUUUUGAAGAAAUACAAAAAAAGCAUACAGUAUUUCUAGCGAAUGUUCUUUCCCAGUGCUUCCUGAUUUCUGGCUCAAAGGAUUCACAAAUGGAUUCAUCACGCACAACAUACCAACCCACAAACCCCAUUUAUGGCAACAUUCUUGAACUCUUUUAUAUAUGUGAAAAAUGUAGCAGCAUCAACGCGUUGGCAAACACAUCUGAUGCAUUUCUAAAGGAGCUCGAUAAUCUGGAGGAAAGAUUUGGCGUCCAAAUAGCGAGCCUUCUUCAAUUACUGCUGAACAUUAAAACAUCAUCUUGUUUGGGGCCGCUUUCUCAGCUUCUACUGCGAUUGGAUUUCAACCGUUGGUUUAGUUCCGCUCAUAACAUUUCCUAAGCUAAACAUUGAAAUACUAUAGCUGCAAGCGUUUUAUAUCUUCUAUACGGAAAUCGAUUCUGAAAAAAUAAUAAAAAUAAUUUAUUUUAUAUGCAAGUAC